Molecule: messenger RNA, 4845 nt
Organism: Larimichthys crocea (large yellow croaker)
Lineage: Eukaryota; Metazoa; Chordata; Actinopteri; Sciaenidae
Gene: zbtb20
Product: zinc finger and BTB domain containing 20
Exons: 3
Coding region: 471-2519 (682 amino acids)
Biological process (GO): regulation of transcription by RNA polymerase II
Molecular function (GO): RNA polymerase II cis-regulatory region sequence-specific DNA binding; DNA-binding transcription factor activity, RNA polymerase II-specific; protein binding
Source: RefSeq, a predicted model, not a curated record
GUUGUGUAAAUGUUGCAGGAAUGUUUCUGGUGGAGGGUGUGGUGGUGGUUGUUAGAUAACUCUGUGAGGACGCCAGCGGCGUUCUCUCCACCUUGAUCUGAGCUUGUGGUCGGGACACGGCGUCCUUCCUCUACAUCAGCUGUGGCGACAGUGGUUGAGGCUCACUGUGGCGUGGCGUGGCGUUGGGGGGCGUGGUCUGAGCAGCCUCAGUGUAGUGGCGUUAACGUCUCUGUCUUUGUCUUUGUUCUGCAGAGCGACUCAUAAUCCAGAGCGAGACGACUGACAGCCUCGCCUAGAGCCGGCCUCCGAUCAGCCUUCAUCAUCAUCAUCAUCAUCACCAUCAUCUUCAUCACCACACACCAGCAACCUGAGGCUCCCACCGCCACGCUAUCACCAGCCGCACGAGCACAACAACACGUCAUCUAACUGUGUGUUGCUUCCUGCUUGCAGGUGACAUCAGUUGCAAGGGGAUGACCGAGCGCAUUCAUAACAUCAAUCUCCACAACUUCAGCAAUUCUGUACUUGAGACCCUCAAUGAGCAGCGCAACCGUGGGCACUUCUGUGACGUGACUGUUCGGAUCCAUGGAAGUAUGCUGCGAGCUCACCGCUGCGUGCUGGCUGCUGGAAGCCCCUUCUUUCAGGACAAGCUGCUGCUGGGCUACAGCGACAUCGAGAUCCCCUCGGUGGUCUCGGUGCAGUCCAUCCAGAAGCUGAUUGACUUUAUGUACAGUGGGAUCCUGCGGGUGUCUCAGUCCGAGGCCCUGCAGAUCCUCACCGCCGCCAGCAUCCUGCAGAUCAAGACCGUCAUCGAUGAGUGUACCCGCAUAGUGUCCCAGAAUGUGGGCCUUGCCGGGCCCGGAGGCUUUCCCGUUAUACCAGGAGACUCUGGUCAGGAAACACCCCGCGGCACGCCAGAGUCCGGCACCUCCGGGCCCAGCAGUGACGCAGAGUCCGGUUAUAUGCAAGCCACAUCCCAGCAGAGCAUGGAUCGUGCAUACACUUCGCUGUACUCCUACCCCGGACUCCUGCAGAACGGCACCCGCGAGCGCCUCCUCUACAGUAACCCUCUGACAGCAAACUACGACCCGGCUCUCAGCACUCAGAAGGACCACCAGUCUCAAGAUCCGCCCUGGAUGAGCCGCAUCCAGGACAGAUCCCAGCAGGUGGAUCGCUUCAUCUCCACAGCAGAGUCCACCCACUGCCGCAAGCAGCCGCGCCCGGUACGCAUUCAAAUGGGGGGGAUGCACAUCAAGCAGGAGGCCGAAGACGAGUUCAACUGCUACGACAACCUGGUCGAAUGCCCGGACGACACCGACCACACCGAGGGCGUGGAGAGCGAAUCCAAGGUUGAAAGUUUUGACUCAGGGGUGAGCUCCAACAUCAGCACUGAGCCCGAUGCCAUGGAGCAGCAGCCGUACCUGACGGCUUUCAGCCGCGACGUGGGCGGUGACAGCCAGCAGGGCGAAGGAGGACCGGUGCACAUAGAGGUCAACGACUCAUCACCGGAGCAGGUCCAGGACACGGAGGACGGGGACACGUCCCACAGCACUAGUGACAGUAGCAUGAUGCAGCCCCUGCAAAACUCAGUCAUGUCCCAGUCCCUGCCGAGUGCCCCGCACUACAUGCGCCAGGCAGAAUCUCACACCAGCAACCUGAGGAUGCCGCUCACCGUGACCAGCAACUCCCAAGUGAUGGGCACCGCUGGAAGCACCUUCCUGCCCACGCUUUUUCCCACACAGCCGGCCAGAGACAACAAGCCUUUCCUUUACCUUCCCGGCCAGCAGCAGCCCCAGUUCGUGGCAGUGCCGUCCCCCGCGAUGCCAUCAUUCCCGAACCCCAUGUCGGUACAGCAGGCGCCAGCCCAGCAGCAACAGGCUGCAGGAGGACUGGGUCCGGGGGAGAAGAAGCCCUAUGAAUGCACUCUGUGCAGUAAAACCUUUACUGCCAAACAGAACUACGUCAAACACAUGUUUGUCCACACCGGUGAGAAACCUCAUCAGUGCAGCAUCUGCUGGCGCUCAUUCUCCCUGAAGGAUUACUUAAUCAAACACAUGGUGACCCACACGGGGGUGCGGGCCUACCAGUGCAGCAUCUGCAACAAGCGCUUCACCCAGAAGAGCUCCCUGAACGUCCACAUGCGGCUGCACCGCGGAGAGAAGUCGUACGAGUGCUACAUCUGCAAGAAGAAGUUCUCCCACAAGACCCUGCUGGAGCGCCACAUGGCGCUGCACAGCACUGGCAACGCCAUCACGGGCCUAUCGGGGAGCGCCGGCACCCCGGGCCCGGUCUCCAUCCCCAUCCCCAUGGCUGUCCCUGAACCUGGAGCCGGAGUGGUGGCCCUCGCCAUGCCGGUGAGCGGAGGCGCCGGUGUCGGGGCCGGGGUCGGAACGGGAGUGGGCGUGGCCGCCGAAGCGAGCUGCCAAGAAGGGACCACCUAUGUGUGCUCCGUGUGCCCCGCCAAGUUCGACCAAAUGGAGCACUUCAAUGACCACAUGCGAAUGCAUGUCUCCGAUGGAUAAGUACUAACGAUAAACUUCUUUAAAGAACGACAAAUAAAAUGGCACUAGAUUUUCCUUUUCUUGUUUUGAGGUAUGAAGAGUAUCGAGUAUAGACACUGGCACAUUAAGUUUCCCAAAAAAAAAAAGAUUUCUGUUUUUGUUUCUGUUAUUCUAAAAGAAAAAAAAAGAUGGUGGCCUUAAGGCGUCGUAGUUCACCGAUCUACUGGAUGGAUCGAACUACUCGCCUCUAAAUGUAUGCUUUCCUAAAAUACUGAUUUAUGUGUUGAACACUACCGAAAGGCCUACGAGAGAAACACAUACACACAAACACACCUUCAGUGUAGAUAUGUCUGAAUGAACUUAAGUGUGCGUCUGUCUGUGCAUGUGUGUGUGUGUGUGUGUGUGUGUGUGUGUGUGUACACUGCCAUGAAACAUACGUCAUGGCGCUUGUGAACCCGUUCUGACCAGUUUGGAAACUAUCGAUGUCCAAGCUUACUGUGGUAUCAUUAAUUAAACAAUAAUUAAAGUCAUGUGGGGUGGGGGCGGGGCUACAUACUCCCUCUAAAAUACUGAUGGUCACAUGAUUGCCUUCUCAUGUCCAAAAAAAACAAAGCAGUUAAUCUGACAGUGGAUUUCUUUCCUCUGAUUAACACAGCUGUUAUCACGGUACUGAAAACUUCAAAUCUUCUGUUUUCUGAUCAUUGUCGUUGACUAAAUUAAUGAAUUAAUUAAUUAAGGUGUGUUGAUGAGACAGAAUUUGAGCAAAAAAAAACAAACAUUUUUUUCUGAAGUUUGGAGUUUAACUCAUUUGCAUACACUGCCACCAAUAUCUUCAGACUGUUAAGGCUAGUGGACCUCUUCCAUUUCAGACACGUGAGAACAGAACAGCUCGUUUAGCCUUUAGCCUUUAGCCUCUCGUUAGCUCACAGUUCUGGCAGGCGGCGAAUGCGACUAAACUCUCUCCUUCAUACCUGCUGCUCUUCAACUCGCACCUGACUGUUAUGAUGAACGAUGAUUAGUUUGUUUGAAUCUGACGAUUGGAUUAUAAUAUUCGGGGAGGGGGGCGGGUGUUGUAGGCUUGUUGUUGAUUGGUUCAAUGUUAAAGAGGGUGGGGUUUAAUCUGAAAUGAACUCCCUGUAUGACAUUCAGCCCUGCUGCAGAGCUGAAUGCAUCGCUCUGCAGCGGGUUGAAGGAAACACAGCGUGAAACUAAACAAGUAGCUCCAUCGAACGCUCGCCGUUUCCUGAAAAUCCACAGACACGUCACGGACACGUCACUGACGUCAUGUCACAGACACGUCACAGACGGACUUUCUACACGAAACAUACAUUCCUGAUUUUCUAAAGUCGACAGCAGCAAGUACAGAACAGAUUUGGAAGCCAGUGUGCGCAAGUUGUCAUCAUGCAUCACUUAACAGCUUAAAACUCAUUUCUGAUAUUUCAAAUGUUUUUUAUUCAUAAUAGGACACACACACACACACACACACACACACAUGCAACUGCCUACAACUGCAAUCUGAAGGACGAGCUCGUUAGUGAGCCGACACUUUCAUAGUUGUUGUUAAAAGAAUAACAGACGGCGGUCGGACGACGACCUGCUGCACAUUUAAAAGAAAAACAAAAAAGUAAAAAAAUAGUGCUACUUUGCACAUUUUCUUAAAAUGCCUGUGCUUAAAUAUUUAAUCAUUUUCCUUCGAUGAACUUCUAUAAUUUUGUUUUAUUCAAUUCAAAGAAAAAAAAGACAUUUUUUUAAACCUUGAUAAGUGGACUGCAUUAUUUUCUUGCGUAUAUGUUGCACUGCUUAAACCAAUAAGUGCACUACUGUUAACAGAGAUAUUCUAGUUUUAGAGCAGAGGGUUUGUUUGAUUAACAUUUGGUUGUUUGUAGAGUAGAUUUGUUUCAAAUAUUCAUAAUUAAUUAAUUAAUUCAGCGUUCUCAGCUUUCUUUGCAGUUUCCUUCAGUAUAUUCUCGUGCCGUGUUGAUGCAAGUGUUCAUUUUAUUUAAUAUGUUUCAUGACGUGUGCUCAUGUAUGUUUGAACAUUGUAUGUUUGAGUCACGGAGUCAGCUCCCGAAAACACGGAUUCAGUUUUUACAACACGAGAACAUGACAGUAAUAAACAGCUCAUUAGUUAUUCAUUAAUUCAUUAAUUAAUAGAGUCUGUUAUGAAUAAUGAGACAUUUAUAAUAUAAUAGCGUGUGUGGAGGAUGAAUGAUCUGUGUCCGAAAACAAUUAUGUGUAAGUGUCUGUAGUCUGUCUGUGAGUGUCUGUAGUCUGUGAGUGUCUGUAGUCAGACUGUGAGUGUCUGUGAGUGUCUGUAGUCUGUCUGUGAGUGUCUGUAGUCUGUCUG